CUUUCGGCAUUGGUACUGGGGAAUCUUGGCAAAUGUUAUUGUUCACAGAGGGAAUAAAAGAGCAGCCUUGACCGUCAUUGUGCAGUAGCUAGAGAAGUUCUGUCUCUUGUUCUUGUGAAGUUAAAUCAGCCGAAGACUCAAUCCAGUCAUGUUUCUGCAGUCAAGUAUCAUCCUCUUGUUCAUAGCAGUCUGCUGUAUUGCAGCACCUUCAGUUACAUUCAGUAAGAGUAGAACUUUAAUUUAGUCAUUUAGACAAUUAUUGUUCAUCUAGCAAGUAAUUCUGUAAUGGGGAUUCUUACUGCAUUUUAUGAAGAUGUGCUUCUCUGAAGCAACUAACAGCUCACAAUGUGGGUUUCUUUACCCACUAUUAUAGACCAUUGGACCACCAGAUGCAGUGUUCCCGGGCAGGUCUUCAGUCCGUGUAAAGCUGGUUGCAAUCCAACAUGUGACAACCUGGACCCAAUCUGUGCUCUGGCCUGCAUACCUGGAUGCCGCUGUCCACGUGGUACCGCUCUGGAAGGUGGCCGCUGCAUAUCAGCCAAGAGAUGUGGUGAAUUAUCGUCCAAACCGAUUGAGCUCCCAUGCAGUAUUCCGGGCCAGGUCUACAUGCGUUGUGGUACAGCGUGUCCACCAACCUGCGAGAAAUAUUCAAAGCCAAGAAAAUGCACCAAGCAGUGUGUUCGUGGAUGCCAGUGUCCCCGUCGAACUGUACUGCAUCAGGACCAAAUGCAUCCUUCGAAGCCAAUGUCCAGAGUAUGGAAUAGAAUAUAUCUCUCUAGCUAGAGACUGAUAAAAAAAGCUUAGCCAAUAGCAACUGUUAUAUUGUUUUUGGAGACUAUACUAAAGUACUUUGCUGUCUCAAAGUUUUGCACUAAGGUAUAAUACUUGAAGCAUAAGAGUCCAGGAUAGUCUGUGUU
Molecule: messenger RNA, 917 nt
Organism: Geodia barretti
Lineage: Eukaryota; Metazoa; Porifera; Demospongiae; Tetractinellida; Geodiidae
Source: the annotation of a GenBank genome assembly